Messenger RNA from Truncatella angustata, 691 nucleotides. RefSeq lists its product as uncharacterized. The transcript has a single exon. NCBI's taxonomy places the organism in Eukaryota, Fungi, Ascomycota, Sordariomycetes, Amphisphaeriales, Sporocadaceae. Gene Ontology annotation, molecular function: protein binding. The annotation marks the transcript as partial. The record is from RefSeq and is a predicted model, not a curated record.
UUCUCCGAAACGACGUCGAAGUCAACAUCAAAGAUGAUCUCGGGAAGACGGUAUUGUUGUGGGCAGUUCAACGUCAACAAUCGAAAACCGUGCAGUGUCUACUAGGGAAACGUGCUGACUUUGAGGCAACGGAUCGCAAUUACUUUACGCCAUUAUCAAUGGUAACUUUUUUUUUGGCUUCGAUAUUGAUGUUAUACAACGACUAGAGCAAAAGGAGAAGAUCGAACGCAAUGACAAAAGCGGUUCAACGUCGCUCAUCUGGGCAGUCCGAAAUGGACGUCCACGGCUUGUGCAAGAAUUGAUCCGCGAAGGAGCGCUUCUGGAAAGGAAAGAAAAUGAUGGGCACGCAGCUUUAUUGUUGGCGAUACAAUACGGAUACACAACUAUCGCAGAAAUGCUUCGAGGGGUAGAGGUCAGUAAACGCAAGGGCACAAGAACCUGAUAUCGAGUCCCGACAUUAAACUCAGACCUAAAAACCCUCGUUUUUGUUCUUGGAGGAGCCAAAGCUAGCGGAAAAGGAUGAUUGCGGACAACUUGCCUUGAACAUCUUGAAUUGAACUCAUAUCUAUGUGUUUUUAAGUGUACGUCUCAGUGAGUUAUAAAUUCUCUUAUGGAUUUCGUAUUUUUCUCUGGUCAGGUAGUGAGUUAUUGCAGAAGUGAGCUUUCGGAAAUAUCUAGAGCUACAAACGGC